Messenger RNA from Hydra vulgaris (swiftwater hydra), 2155 nucleotides. RefSeq names its product autophagy-related protein 16-1. Gene Ontology annotation, cellular component: autophagosome membrane. The record is from RefSeq and is a predicted model, not a curated record. Lineage: Eukaryota; Metazoa; Cnidaria; Hydrozoa; Anthoathecata; Hydridae. Gene Ontology annotation, molecular function: protein binding. Gene Ontology annotation, biological process: autophagosome assembly.
CAUUUAACAGUGAUAAAGAGUUGAAAAUAUAUAAACUUCAAGAGGAGUCAACAGAAUUGCACCGAACAAAAGGAGAGCAUGCUCAAAAAAUAAUUCAACUAACCAUCGAUUUAAAAGCAAAAGAUGAUUUAAUUCUACAAAAAGAUUUAAUUAUUCGAGAAAAUCAAAAUCAAAUGGAUAGUGUUCUUUCAGAAAAUGGACGGCUAAAUUCACUAAUUGCUGACUUGGACGCUGCUAACCAGGCAAUUAAGGAUGAACACCAGGCUCUUCAAAUGCUCUGCAAUUUAACAGAAGAAAAGUAUAAAAAUCUUCAGUUUGAAUACUAAGAGUUGGUACAAAGGUGUAUGCAUCAAAAAGCAUUAGAAGCAGAUCUUCUUAACAUGCAAAAUGAAGUUUUGGCUAGUAGGAGGCAACAAAAGCUUCAACAAGAAUUGAUCGAUGCAGCAAACGAACCUAUUUUUCUACCACCUGUAUCAUCAAGCCCUGAAAAUGGUAAAAGAUCUUCAAGCUAUUCUAGCCUAGGAAUGAUCUGCUUAACUUCUGUGCCAGAUCGACCAACACAAUCAACAGAGUGCCAUGAAGAAGAAGUCAUGACAGUGCGUUUUAGUCCUUCUGGAAAAUACUUUGUAACAGGUGGUUCAGAUCGAAAAGUUAAAAUCUGGGAAAUAGAUGGAAGAGGAAAAAUUGAUCUUGGCUUCGUCAAAUGAUAAUGCUUGUUGGAUAUGGAGUAUAAAUGAUUUAAUAUUACGACAUACUUUGACAGGACACAGCAAUAAAGUAAUGACAGCAAAGUUUCUUGGAACAGAUUCGAGCAAAAUAGCAUCUGGAAGUUAUGAUAGAACAAUAAAAGUAUGGGAUUUAAGAAGCAAAGUUUGCACUAAAACACUCUUUGCAGGAUCCAGUUGUAAUGAUCUUGUUACAUCAGACAUUGCAGGGACUACUAUCAUUAGUGGCCAUUUUGAUAAAAAAAUUCGCUUCUGGGAUAUAAGAUGUGAUCAAAACUCUAAUGAGAUUCAGCUUCAAGGCAAAGUUGCAUCUUUAGACUUGUCCCAAGAUAUGAAUUAUCUUUUGGCUUGCACGCGAGAUGACUCACUAAAACUGAUUGAUUUAAGAAGAAAUCGAAUUGUAUCCACAUACAGAACUGAUGGUUUUAAAGUUGCGUUUGAUUACACUCGUGCUUGUUUUAGCCCGGAUGCUCAAUAUGCUUUAUGUGGGUCACAUGACAACAAUAUUUAUGUAUGGAAUACACGCACAAACCAACUCGAUAAAGUUCUUAAGGAACAUAAGAGCGCUGUUAUUGCAACAGCAUGGCAUCCGCAUGGAUCUAGUAUUUUAUCAAGCGACAAAAAUAAGCACGUUAUUUUGUGGAAUGACUUUUGAAAAUGAUUUUUAAAUACGGUUUGGAGUGCUUUGAGAAUCCAAAAGCAACGUUGUCAGUUAAACAGUUCCCGCUUUAGAUCUAAUAUGGCGCACUUUGGUUUAAUAUCAAUGUAGAUUCUUAUUGUUUUUGUGGUGUGCAUCUGAUGGUGUUUAUCGUUUUUGUUAAAACAGUUUUAUAUUUUAAAUACUAUUCCUGUUGGCUAUAUACCCUCAAGUUGUUGCUAUUGACAUCAAUGUGUUUUUUUUGAAUGGAUAUUUAGUAAAUAAGUAGAGUAUAAAUGGUAUUAAAAGUAACCGAGUUUAGCAAAAAAACUACAAAUUGAAUUACGAUCAGAGAUCGUAAUUUAACUCUUUGUGUAUGAUCAAUAUGAUAAAAAAAAACUUUAAAACUUUUGAAAAGGGCUAGAUAAUUUUUGCUAUUUGUAAAUGUUUUAACUUUUUAUAUUUAGCAAAAAAAUUUUAUAUUAUGUUCGCUAAGCUCAUACAUAAAAUCAAAUUAAUUGGUUGUUAGAAACGUUUACGGUAUGCCAUCUUCAUUAUGUACGAGAGAUUUCACGUAGCUGGCAGAUUAUAAGUACGAAUCGGAUUUCUGUAUUUCUUGAAGCCUCAAGAGAAUUUUAUUAAACUUAUUUUUAAUCUUUUUGACAAAUUUUAUGAAUAAUUACUGUUUAAUAUUUUGUAUAUUAGUAUACAGAACUUUUUGUUUUGAUAUUUAUAUAGAGUAUAAUUGUAUGAUAUGAAAUCUCUAAGAAUUAUAUCCAAUUUUGUAUUGAAA